Sphaerodactylus townsendi is the source of this 2035-nucleotide messenger RNA. RefSeq lists its product as uncharacterized. The record is from RefSeq and is a predicted model, not a curated record. The coding region runs from base 170 to 2035 and encodes 621 amino acids. The transcript is spliced from 9 exons. Lineage: Eukaryota; Metazoa; Chordata; Lepidosauria; Squamata; Sphaerodactylidae.
CGGGGCAGGAAGGAGGCAGCUGCGAGAGAUCCGCGGCGGGAUGCGGACGGAGCUGACCGCAGGCUGGCAGGCAGCGGGAACGUCCCCCACCCUUUGCCAUAGCGGCACUGGAAUGCCAACCGCGCUGAGCCGUCGGGCGCCGUCUUGAAGAAGGGAGAUCCCAAGGUUCAUGGAAAUGGCUAGAAAACAUGAACAUUUUGGACUAAGCUAUUUGGAAGAAUUGUCUAUACUUAAGGAACGUGAGAAUAUGUGCAAAAAAUCUCGGCAGCAAUUUCUGACAUUUAAACGAAAAGCAGCUAAUGAUCAGACACGUCUGAACAAACCUCCAUUUCAAAUUACGCCAUCAGAUCUGUCACCUCAGCUAGAACCUAAUUCUAGCCACACAAAUCUUCCUGUUGAGCAGGAUACUUGUAUAAGUUUGAAAACAGUAAAUCUCCUUCCUGAUGUAUGGCUCACAAAACAUCAAGCACAAUAUCUUGAAGCUCAACAGAAGAAAUCUCCUAAAAAAGAAGACAGUAAAAUAGGCAGUCACUUAGAUGAAAAUGAAAAGGGACCAGUAGCAAUCGCCUCUUUAAUAGGUACUGCCAAACAAGUCAGUAUGUUAAAGAAACCAGAGCACCCACCCAGGUCCAAAUGCAUAAGGUUUGUCAGUGUAAAAUCUAUAUCUGAGAAGACUUUCAUUUCUCAGCAAGAGGUCCAUGAUACUGAACAACCAGAGCAAAAAAUAUAUUAUCAGCAGAAGACUACAGGAAAUGUAGGAACCAGCAGCGUUACAACAGAAACAGAUAGCUCAAGGACUGUAGAUUCCAGUACAAGUGAAAUGUCACUUAAAAUGGCAAAGGAAAUUUCAAAGCCAAAUAUUCUAAUGUCAAUUCUUGAAUUAGAAAAUUCAGACAGUAAAAAAUUUGGUGAGAUAUCUAAUAUGAAGUCAGUUCCAGGAUCUUCACAAGAAACUAGAGGUGUGAGAAGAUCAAGCACAUUUGAAAAAUCCUUCCCACUGAGUAGGUCAGAAGCACUGGAUUCUGCUCAGACAUUUCCUGCUGGAGUAGUGCCACGGUCUAUUGAUGAAAUAAUAGCUUCCCUGCAGUCCACAACUCCUACCCCUUCAGAUCUGAGAAUCAAAGAGCUCUUGGAGAGUAUCCUUGGCGAGAACUACAACAUAAAAAUAGAAUCACCAGUUAUAGUUCCACUGAAACCUGAGGAAAAAGAAAAAACUCCUAAGUACUCUCUGCAGGAAUCUGAGAGUGAAGAAAGACAAUCUCCAGCUGAACAAGCAACACCAGCAGAUAGUGAACAAACACAACUGGAUUCAUCUCAAAGCUCACGACGGGAGAUACGGGAGAGUAUCUUCCCCCCGAUAGAGGAAGAGAACAUAGUAGAGGAAGAUACUCCUAAAGCUAGGGAUUCAUCUCAAAGCUCACGACGGGAGAUACGGGAGAGUAUCUUCCCCCCGAUAGAGGAAGAGAACAUAGUAGAGGAAGAUACUCCUAAAACUAGGGUACAAGAAGAAUUUACUGAAGAGCCUGCAGAGACACCAGUAGUAGAAUAUCCACAUAAGGAGCCAAGCUUGCAAGAAAGUGAAGAAGAUGUUUCUUAUUCAGACAUCCAAGAGUUAUAUGAGCCAGGUCCUCUGGUGCCAAAAGUUUUGGAGGAGGAGGAGACAUCCGAAGAACUGGAGGAGUUCGAUUCUGUACACAGCCUAAAAGUAAGAGGCAAAGCAUUUCCAAAGGUUGAACCAGUUACAGUUCAAAAAAGCUCAGAAGAUCUUCCUCAACAGCAACCAGUAUCUCUUCUUUCCACAUGGACUACAAAGAUCAAAGAUGUGGACCAUCCUUUUAUUCAUCAUCUCUGUACAGCUUCUCCUAGAUGUGCAUUGCCUGUUGAUUUGCAACUUGUUUCUAGAGUGAGCCAUACUUUGGACAAAAAGAGUCAUCAUGUCCCAUUACCAGCAUUUCAUCCUGGGUAUUACGAGUCAGAAGACCUCUUUCCUGCCAUUACUCUUCUUGAGAAACAGAGGGAAACAGAAAGGUAUUAA